GAAGUAUCUGUGCUUCCCUUAAGCUUCCUCUCCGUCCUUCCAUCUCCUGACCCCUACCCAGGUCCGGCUUACUCUGAAUUACUACAGACCCAAGCCUUCCAUUUUACCUCCCCAUUCACCCCAGGCCAGGGUGGCAGGUCGAGGCCAUAACUCUGGGAACAUUUCAGGCCAUCGCAGGUCUCAACUCUGCACACAGUUCUCUCUCAUACACAGUUAGCUCUCCUAAAGUGGGGAAACUAGGGCCAAGGAUUUGGGAGAUUCUGGGACCUUGCAGGGAUUCUGAGGAAAACUGAGGAAGGGAGACCUCACUGGCGUGAACCAGACCUGCAGGGAACUGGGGUAUUGAAUCCACUGAGCACCAGCUCAGUUCUUACCACAAUCUAGUCACUACAGCCAGUCUUGGAGGGGAAGACUCUAGAGAGUUCUCUCUCCCUCCUUCCUUUCCUUAGUCGCACCUCCCUUGCCUGGUCUUGCUUGCCUCCCUGUUUCCAUGACAACUCCAAGGGAGCCCAAACUGGGGGCUUGAAUGCUGGGGUGAGAGGAGGAGAGACGAGUGGGGGGACGUCUGAAGGCUCCCCCUCCCUCGCCUCUGUCCCUUUAAGCUGUCCCCCCUCCCUGCUCGCCCUCCACCCCCCCGCUGCUGUCUUCUCUCCAUCUCCUGCGCUGCCGCUGGCUGCGCAAUCCGUGCACCCAGACUCCGGCGCCUGCCAGAGACCCCAACUCCAGCUUCAGGACCCUGUCCCAACAAGACCGCAGGCAUGUCAUCGGAAAAGUCAGGCCUCCCGGACUCAGUCCCUCACACUUCUCCACCACCCUACAAUGCCCCCCAGCCGCCAGCCGAACCCCCCGUCCCGCCCCCACAGGCAGCCCCCUCGUCGCACCAUCACCACCACCACCACUACCACCAGUCUGGCACGGCUACCCUCCCGCGCUUAGGGGCUGGCGGCCUGGCUUCCGCCGGGGCCACGGCUCAGCGCGGUCCCUCGUCCUCUGCCACUCUGCCGCGGCCCCCACACCACGCCCCGCCGGGCCCAGCCUCCGGGGCGCCCCCACCCGGCUGUGCUACCUUGCCCCGCAUGCCACCCGACCCUUACCUGCAGGAGACUCGCUUCGAGGGCCCACUGCCCCCGCCGCCGCCCGCUGCCGCCGCCCCACCCCCGCCGGCGCCCUCUCACACUACCCAGGCCCCGGGCUUCGUGGUGCCUACGCACACCGGGGCGGUAGGCACGCUGCCUCUGGGGGGCUACGUGGCCCCUGGCUAUCCAUUACAGCUGCAGCCUUGCACUGCCUACGUGCCGGUCUACCCGGUGGGCACGGGUCCAGGGCUAGCACUGCUGGAACCGAGGCGCCCGCCGCACGACUACAUGCCGAUCGCGGUGCUGACCACCAUCUGCUGCUUCUGGCCCACGGGCAUCAUCGCCAUCUUCAAGGCAGUGCAGGUGCGCACGGCCUUGGCCCGCGGAGACAUAGUGUCGGCGGAGAUUGCUUCACGCGAGGCCCGGAACUUUUCCUUCAUCUCCUUGGCGGUGGGCAUCGCAGCCAUGGUGCUCUGUACCAUCCUCACGGUAGUUAUCAUCAUUGCCGCCCAGCACCACGAGAACUACUGGGAUCCGUAAGGACGCCCGCGGCCGGGCCCCACCCUGCGCCCCUCGACCUCCCAAGCGCGUUCUGCAGUCACGCCGCAGAUCCAAUGGUCGCCCUGCACACCCGCCCCUGGAGCUACCGGACUUCGAUACAUCCGAAACUCGGCUUCCACGGAAACUCUCGCCUUGCGGGCACGCUCCGAAUCCAGUUCCUCAGGAACCCAGCCAAACCCCACACCCCCAAGGACACCGCUUCCCUGGAUCCCAGCCAAAUGCCGGGCCCCCAGUCGCUCCAGACCCCCACCCCCUCUAAAUGCAGCGCCCCCAGAGGAGAUCCCAGGGUUUCUGCUUGGCAGCCUAGAGACUGGUCCCCCAAACCCCGCCUCCUCUAUAGGCCCCGCCCCAGCUCUGACAAAACCCCGCCUCCAGGUCGGCAGGCUCCGCCUUCUUUUCUUCGUCGCGGGGUGAUUCAGUCCGAUGAUUGGGUUUGUGGUGCCAGGCCUCGCUGCCAGACCAACAGACUAGACUCUUCCCCUUCUCCCAGCACGAGGACUGAGCCCCAGGGUAGCCACGCCCCCAAGCUCAAUCCGGUUUUUGCUUGUACAGUUUCGCAUCUCCUACACCUGGUCUCCUCUGAUUUUCUUGCUAAUCCCCGAACCCCUAUUUUUUGUUUUUUGGAAUGAGAUUUGGGAGGUUCCCAGUUUAUGACCCUUUACCCUGGGAUGAAGAUUACGUUCCGGUUCUCUGUAAAUACUCCUUCCCACUUCUCCCAAUCCCUGGACAGCCAGGCAGAAGGGAACCCAGGGUCCUGACCUCCCAAUGUCGGGAGGAAGCCGCCCGCUCUCUGCUCUCCUGGACAGUCCCUGCUUUGUUCUGAUCUGUGUGUGUGCGUGUGUGUAUGUGUGUGUGUGUGUGAAUUUCUGAAAGACUAUAUUAAAGAGUCUAAAUGGA
Messenger RNA from Rhinolophus ferrumequinum (greater horseshoe bat), 2534 nucleotides. RefSeq names its product proline rich transmembrane protein 1 (gene PRRT1). Gene Ontology annotation, cellular component: membrane. The transcript has 4 exons. The record is from RefSeq and is a predicted model, not a curated record. Lineage: Eukaryota; Metazoa; Chordata; Mammalia; Chiroptera; Rhinolophidae. Bases 759 to 1616 code for a protein of 285 amino acids.